Molecule: messenger RNA, 4954 nt
Organism: Hyaloscypha bicolor E
Lineage: Eukaryota; Fungi; Ascomycota; Leotiomycetes; Helotiales; Hyaloscyphaceae
Exons: 3
Coding region: 36-4763 (1575 amino acids)
Source: RefSeq, a predicted model, not a curated record
CAACGCCCAUUUUACUCGGGAGUACGACUGUCGGUAUGCGUGGCGGAGCUGGGGAUCCCGUUAUUGUUUAUGGACCCAAUGGAGUUGGGCUUCGCGUCCAGGAUGACAGGGAAGAUUCCAGGCAGGCCUUCUUGGCAGCAGCUUUGAGAAUUACUGGACAACCCAAAACCGCCCUCAUGUUUGAAUUUGUGGUCGAUCAGUAUCGCAAUCAAGAGAAGAACAAGGACCAGCCAGAGAAGGAAUUUGUCAAAUCUUUCCCCGUUGACCAGGACAACUUUGCUCAGACUUACAAUCAUUAUCUGGAAUCUCGAUUAUAUAACAGACAGAGGGACUGGCCAUUGGUGGUCCGACAGACGUCCGAUGCGAGAAGUCCUACCUUCACAAUUCCGAGGAGGUUGAAGAAUCCUGCUCUACCAGCGCCCACGGUAAAACAGAACCUGUCCCCACCGAAAACUGGGCCAAUCCUCCCACCUCCUAGGUUAUCGCCGUCAAAAAAGAAGCAGCAGUCACCUCCAAAAAGCCUUCCGAAGUUACCACCCAAGAAGUCACCACUCAAGAAGAAGACGUUGUCAGGCCAAUCGGUCGAUGAUGCUGAUUUCCCGAUUCUUGGAGAUAAACCGCCAUCUCAAGAAAUGUCUUCGAGACUCUCAUCAAUGGCAGGUGCUACUCCAGGGGCCAACGAACGGGUAGUCUACAGCCUGGAUGGGAAGAAGUCUGUAGUUUUCAAAGAUUGUCACAAAUCUUUUUACCAAGCUGCUUUGAAGGUUAUGGGCCAGAAAUAUGGCGAAGACAAAAUUGGGUUCACGGUAUCACAAUACAACAACGCACCCGUAAGAGAAUGCCCACCUGGCAAGUUCGCGUAUAUUGGCAGUGAGAAAUGGCCAGAGGGUUCCGCAAAUUUGAAAUCCUACCAAACAUCCAUCGGAAGUGUUAUGUUCAAGAAAGCGGAUAGCUUUGGGAACCCGGCGCCCCUAGACUACCACAAGGAAUGGAGGGUUGUUGUCCAUCCUACACAACCCCGACUUGCCCAGUACUGGCCUAAGGAGAGUGCUUCGGACGAGAUGGUUGAUAUAAUCGGUUAUGGAGCUCCCUCAAACACCACCAGUGGAAAACGGUCACCAUCUAAACAGCAACAACCUGGCGGUGGUGCAACUUCUUCCAAAGGACAAAAACCAACACCACCCAGCCUGAAGCCACCAGCAGCACCGACACAGCCAUCCGGUACAACAGGAACAAAGACCGGUUAUAUACAUGGAUUUGGCGGCAAAAUUCUCACCAACAACACUGCUGUCGAUUUCAAGAGAGCCGGUUGCCAACUUCUGGGCGAAGACCAGACAUCCGCAUUCCACUUCUACUUCCGCAUGGCUCCUCUGGGUGAACUCGGGUUUGGACCAUGGGCAAAUAUCAUGGUAGAUCAUACGAACUUUGAGCACAUCUUUCACAGUGAAAUCAAUCCGCGGAUCCCUGCAAGUGGUGAUUGGAGCAUUUUCGUGUCAAAAUGGCAACUGCCAGGGGUCGGAAAAGUGCCCCUCGAGCCCGAUAAAGAUAAGAGAGAUGUUGUGAGGAUCAUAUACCUCAAAGACACAACAUAUUGGAAGAUCCCGAUGGACACAGAGACCGAUUGUGGUAUCAACCAAUUACAAGACGACUUUUUCGGAGCUAUGAGAGUUCUCUUUCCUGUGGGCAAGCCUCGUCCCCAACGGAACGUUCAGAUCGGCCCCCUACCUUUUGUUGAUAUUGGAUUUGGUGGAAUGGAAGUUACCAAAGAGCUCUGGGACAAGGUAAGAGGUGAUCUAAAAAGCCAACCUGGCGGCCUCGUGUACAACAUCGAUCUUGUCAACUUGGGGGCACAGCGGCCAAAUUCUUCUCAACUCAUCGGCAUCCGUCUAGCUGGUACUCACGAAUAUGCGGCUGCGCAGCCCACCGAUUAUAUCAAGAUGCAGAAAGAAAUUGAUAGGAUGGGUAAGUUUCUGCAAGAUGGCCAAAAUCCAAGACAAUUCAAAAUCUGGAAAACAGCCGAAGCCAGGGAAAGUAAUGGGAAUUCGACUCUGAUCAACUACAAACCUGCUGCAACUGCAGCCAAGGAGAUCAAGAAGUUCCUUGAGGAGGAUUCCGACACUACCAAUUGUAUCUGGUUUCGACCCGAGUUUCCAACGAUAUCUUUCAAGAAUAUCACAGAGGGACAGAAGGCAAAGACCUUUGAGUUGGAACCUGGCAUUUCGCACGGCCUAGAAUGUGUUGAUCUCUUGCGGUGGAACUUCAAUGAAUUUGAUCAGGUGACCAAAAGGGACAUUGAGAUCAACGACGCCGACAGCCAGCACAGGUUUAUUCUUUCAGAAGAUACAACUCGAGACCAAUGGCGCAAGCAUAUCUAUGAUUGGUUCUCUGGCAAGGUAAUUAUGGUGCAGGAAAAAAAGAAGAAGAUUGUCUACCAGGUCGAAAAGAGCCCGCCUUGGGGUGUUUCUCAACCCAAGGAAAGCCCAGUGCCACUGAACACUCACACUCAGAACCAGCAGAACAACUCUGCGAACAAGACUCCAACCACCGGGGGACUGACCUCCUCGACAACUAUGCUGUCAUACCAGCCUCCCAGUAACAUACUUCGGAUUCCCAAAGAGCGACUUCUGAAACAACGAGUCGCCCCGCCUAAGCCAGUUCCGUGGAACGAAUGGCAGGGAGAGAAUAAUCGCCUGGACCGUCUUCAGAGAGAAUCAUAUCACACGGAUCAAUCUGUCAUUGAGCCUGGUCAGCAACCGAUGCCUCCCAUCUACGGUCCCUCCAGACAAACUCCUCUUUCAGUCGGCACAAAUAUGCCAGAACCGUAUUUUUGGGGAACUACUCCGAGCGACUUUGCGCAGAAAGCAGCAGAAUGCCAAGCCCUUCGAAAUAGUGCUUUAGAAAGGAUGUCAAGAUGCCAGCUCUGCGAUACCUCGUUCCCUGAAUACGAGAUGGAAAACAUUGCCAAACACUUGAAAGCGCAUCAAGACGCCCUCCGCGAGGUCGGCAAAUGCCCGCUUUGUGAUUGUUGUUGGUCGGCAUUGGACAAGGAGCAGAAGAAGCAGCAUCUCUGGAACCACCAAACUCAGGGAGAGCAAGAUUUGAUCAGGAAUUUCUGGCAAGGCUUCCAGUGUCCAAUUUGCGAUGAGGAUCUUCAAUCCCUUUCAAAUGAGGAUGUCCUCGCUCACAUGGCGGAACACCCUCCAGGACUGCUGAAGUUCUGUGAUCGAUGCGGUUUGGAUACCUCUUCGUGUCUCGAAGCCGAAAGAGACCACCACAAAAAGACUUGUCAUGAGACUGAGACGGCUGUGAGCAUCGUCUUUUGCAACGGUUGCGGUAAAAAUAGAUCUCAUGAGACUGAAUUGGACCGCCAAAUUCAUGACAGUCUCUGCAUCCCCACCAGCAAAACGUUCUGCACAGUAUGCGGCCUGCAUACGACAGGGCUGAGCAUAGAAGGUAACCAGCGGCAUUACUAUUUCCAUACACCACCUGGGGGCCCACGAAAGACGUUUUGCAAGAGAUGUGGCAAGAAUCUCAUUACAAUGGAUGCACAGGAGCGGGCAGCCCAUAGGCAAGAGUGCUAUCUGGCAGAGCCACAUGUAAUGGAUACGCGAGAUAGAAUACAGGAACUCGAAAGACGCAUCAGCCAGGCAAAAAUACUGAAGGUUCAUAACAGCGCAGAGGAUGCGCGCCUGUCUCAGAAAAAGAGAGAGCUCGAAGCCCGAGAAAAAGAUAUCAAGAAUCUUGAGGCUGGGUUAGGUAUACAGUCUCCUUUGAGUGCCGGACUCGCGAGGUCAGCUGAUACAUUCACAUGUCCCCUUUUGAAGCCCGAUGGUUCUGUAUGCAACCAUCAGAUCACUAUCACGCCCUGCGGUGGAGAAUUCAAAGCUCAUUAUCAACACAACUGUCAACCCUGCGGCGAUAGAUGUGGCGGGUCCACACUUCAAGAGCUGCUUCGCCUGUAUCCAGAACUGAAGGCUGGCAGCGACAAGUUGCAAGCAGCAGCGGAUAAAGCCAAAACUCAGAAGGCGAACGCUCGCCCAAGCCAACACAGAUUUCAGGCCGAUGGAGAUGUUAACGAUGAGACAUCUAGCACAGCUGAGGGAGGCGAAGUCCUUCCGAGACCCACAACACAGAAGGGCAAAUCUCCCACGAAGCCUCCACCAAGCCCCUCAAAGACCGCGUCUAAAGCCAAGAAGCCCCAACCACGGGGUCCACCAGCGGCUGAGGUAUAUGACGAAUUAGACCCUCGCCCAGAUCUAAGCAUCGAGGAGGUGCCCGGUCUGCACCCAACAUCCGAGAUAGAGCUUCCUGAGACUAUACGCAAAGGCAAGACAGCUUCUUCCAAAGGAAAGGCACCAGGCAAGACUGCAGCUGGAUCAAAGCGCAAGAAAGCCGUAAUCGAGGGCCCGGAAGAUGAAGCUGGAGGGCAUCAUGGAAAGACCGCAAAGGGCAAGAAGAGACAGAGGACGGCGAGAGAAAUGAGCGUGGCACACACGGCGAGUAGUGUUUUGGGGAGUGACAGUGCAGAGGAGGAUGUUCUGAAGGAGGUGAGUGUUCCGCCUGUUGGUCUCAGGAGGUCCACCAGAACGGCGAGUGGCACGCCGGCGCCGAGGCCGAGUAUGCCAUCGACGGUGGUCAGGGAGGUUGGACGGCCAAAAGCUAAAAAGGGAGAGGCGCAGCUGGAAGAGGUGGACGAGGAGGAUAUUAUGAGGAGUCCGGAGAAGAGAAGAAGGCCACAUAGCCCGAAUAAAGGGGUGCAGUAGACUGUAUUUGGGGAAGGAGGAUGGAAAAGGAGUGUUCAAGAUUCUGCUUCAUCAAUCGGGUUUCUUUCAAUUCUUGGGGGACAGUACUAUGUUUCGAAGUGGCACCUAAGACUUGGUAUUUCUCAGGCAGUUUUCCUUAAGGAGGAUAGUAUCCAUUAGUAUUAUCUUGUCCCGUGAUUGUCCAAUCUUCG